UAAAACCAAAGUUUGGAAUAAAAAAUCUUCUGCAUAUUAUUCUUUCUGUAUGUUAUUCUAAACUAACUUUUUUGACAAACCACAUAUAAAUAUCAAACCGUCCCACGAUAAUAUCAUUAAAUCUAAUAAUCUAAUCAUAAGACUGCAAAAACUAUACCAUAUAUUUUUAAACGGUCAAAUUAAAUUAGAGUAUAUUAUUGGAAUGGUCGGCCAACCUAAGCUAUAAACAAGUGUAUUCUUGUUCUUGUUCCAAACCGAAGAUGCUUUAAAAAUAAAAUAAAAUAAAAAAAAAUCCAACUCUCUGUUCAUCAACUAUAUAUAUUGGUCACGUGUCGGUGGCCAUCGUCCUUCUCUCUUUGUAAAUUUGUUGAAGUAACACUAGGACUCUGUUGCUCAUAUAAAAUCCUUAAAAAAAAAAAAGCCCAAACUUCAUCACUUAUGGUUACGGUUGUGGUGGAGGUACUGCUACUAAGCUCUGCCAAUUCAAAGCUCCCUUACUUAUUUAUAUGCACAAAGCUAUAGCUUCUUCUUCUUCUUCUUCUCUCUUUCUUGUUUUUGUUUAUGCUCAAUUCUCUGUUUGUAUUUGUAGAGAGAGAUCGAUAUAUAGGAGAGGAGAUCUCGAGGUCUGGCAGGGUUCAAGACGAUAGCGUUUAGGAUAUUUGGUGGAAGGAGGAAGAAAAGCAAGAAGAAGAUAAGAGUGAAAGAAAAAUUCAUGGAUUUGUGGCAUAAGAUGAUCUUCCCUGUUCGUAGGGUUUGGUUUGCUGUUUCUUCUCGUGUUAAAGCUCGCAAAAACGGUGAAGGGCUUUUGAAGCUUCAUGAUGAUGUACAAACUUGUGGUUACCAAGAUGUACAGGUGAUGUGGGAGAUGCUGAGAAGAUCAGAAUCAGAGCUGAUAGCUGCUAACAAUCCCAAGCGCAAGCAACGACCUUUCUGGAAAGGUUUUGUAUGGUCUAACCACACUUCAUCCUCAUCCUUCUCGGCGAAUCAUGCCUAACUUGAGACUCUCUGAGUACUACUAUCAUAUAAUAAUAAAUAAUAAUGUGUUCCUAGUGUCCUGCAACUUGAACAUGGCAUCAUAGUUUUAGAAUCCGACGGCCGACAUUGCAGUGGCAUGGUACAGAGCUGUUGCAGCCAUGUUCAAAUGGAAAUAUAAGAUGAUGUAUCACUAUUACUUCUGCUGGGGGUAACAAAAAUGCUUUCAAAUGAGCAAGUCAUUUUGUAUAUAUGUAAUAUUUUGUCAAGAUUUGUAAUCAAAUUAAACAACAGAUAGCUUCAUCAGUUGGCCAAAUUUCACUCACUGGUGUACCUGUAUCUAUUGGAUAUUUAUGUCUUGGUGGAUGAAGAAAUGGCCUAUUUUCUGAUCAAAUAAAAUUCAUAAUGUAAUAAACCAUUAAUCA
Durio zibethinus is the source of this 1397-nucleotide messenger RNA. NCBI's taxonomy places the organism in Eukaryota, Viridiplantae, Streptophyta, Magnoliopsida, Malvales, Malvaceae. The record is from RefSeq and is a predicted model, not a curated record.